CACACAAUCAUUGCAUCAAACGCAGAUCAGCAGCAGCCGUUCCAUGGCAGUUGGAAAUAAAUAUGACCACGGAGAAGGGACUGUCAACCGAAAGAUCUUCUUAUAAACUAUCUAGCCAGACUGUUGCGGUUAAUGGUUUAUAUGUCAAAUGAGGGAAAGGCUUAGCUUGUCACAACAUAAAUCAAGGCUUCAAGAAGAAUCUUUUCGUGGAUACUGUCAAUUUUCAUUCAAGGGAAAGUCUGAGGCAGAUCUGGAAUCCUCUGGUGUGACAGAGAAGAACAGUGACAUAAUUGGCUGGAGGGAAUGGCCCCAGCCCUGACCAAGCUCUCCAAAGAAGACCACGGAAUCCACCUGGGGUCCAGCAACAUGGAUGCAGAUGGGGCAAUGCUCAAUAUCGAGUGUGAUCCUCAGUUGAAACUGAUGGAGGACAGUUAUGCUCAGAGGGUGUGGCUGAACUUUUCCUCUCUACCCUUUCUGGACACUUGUUGCUCCAGCAAGAGUCCCCUUGACUUUCCCGAGUCGCUCCUGUCCCCUCUGCUACAGGCCUCGGCUGGCCAGUACAAAACUGUGCUUCUUUCCAGCCCCGGUUCCCUGCUCAGCCUCCUGGCCCUCAACAAAACCCUGAAGCAUUCCCUGGUGGCCUGUCCAGGUGCACAAGACAUAUAUUUUGUUCCCAUCCCUGAACACAAUAGCCAAGGUGUGGCUCAGCAGCAACAGCAGUGUCAACACAGUGGCCAUGGACCAGAUGGCUAUGAUAUCCCCCAGUCCCCUUCAAAACACGGCCCGGGGGAUCUCAUGUCCCAGUACAACCCUGCUGUCCUCACACCCCUCAUUGAGAGGCAGGAGGAACGGGGCUCCAGCAGCACAGUCACAGCUCCAGCCCAGCUGUGGGCCAGAGGGGCUAGGAGCCAGGUCCAGGAGCAGCCUGUGACUGCAUUGGUGGAGGAGGUAGUGAGAGAGCAGACCCACUGGCAUCUCUCCCAACAAGCGGCUCAGUUAGGACGGGCUGGGAGGCUCCAGAGGAGACUUCAAGCUCUACUAGGGGACCACGCCUCUCGCCACUGCAGCCUCCAGCUGGAGGGUCUGAAGGGGAGUCAGGGCAGGGAGACCCCAGGUCCCCCCUCACCCCCUGCUGACACCAAGCCCUUUGAUACAGCCAUGGGGCAGAGACAGACGGGUACACUGAGCCGCAGGACCCAGGGCCCUGCCCUACUGCAGACCUCCUUACCCCCAUCUCCCUCCACAGACAUCCAGGAGUUUACCCGCUAUGCCCAGGUUGUGCUGCGCGGGGUGCAGGAGGCUGUAGACUCUGAUGCCACAGAGAGCAGCUCAGAUGAAGAGUUGGAGCCUCAGCAGAAAUGGGGGACCACAUCUCGAUCAGUUAGGCAUGGGUGUGAGUGGAGGUGGCAGAGGGAGAGGGCUGAGGUGGGCAGCAGGUGGACCUGGCUACAGCUGUAUGUCGCAAAGCUUGAGGGACGCAUCCAACAGCUGGGGGACCUGCACAAACAUAUCACCUCCACCAAGGGGGGGGUGGUCUUGGCGGAUUCCCAGCCGAUGACAGACGGGCAGAUUCAGCAGACGUUACUAACGGAGACGGCAGGGCUGUCAUUCACGUCAAGGGGCAGCGCUAGAGACCCUCCCUCUGACAUGGAGAACGAACCCAGCAGCCCCACACGCCUUCUCAGGAACAUACAGAGACAGAGUGUCCAGCUGAGCCAGAUUGUCAACAGCCUGAUGCCUCCUCUGAACCUCUCUCCUUCCUCCUCUCUCAUCUCAUGCCGGUGGAAAGGACAGAACAAGAGAGCCUUCAGCAGUGGCCUGGCCCUGGGAGGAUGUGACCCUUUCUCCCAGAAGGGACUCAAGAGGAGGAGAGUGAACCGCAGGAGACAACGCCUCCUCCAAAUGGACGCCACCUGUGUCUCAGCCCGCACCCGACCCCUGGUGACCUAUCACAAACCACAACUCUUCAUCAACACCAGCCACAGACAGCAGGACCUAGCCUCCCUCUCCUCCUCCUCCUCCUCCUUCUGUCUCACCUGUGCCUCCUGUGAUCCCCUGGCACUGUGUUCUGACCCAGCCUGCUCCUCCAGCAGCGCCCUGACCUCCAGGACCAGUCACACUGUGCCACACCCUGCUCUCUCUCUCACCUCAGGUUGCCGCCACAGCCACAAGCAGCAUGGGAGGCACCUGAGGGGAGGGGCCAGGGGCAUGUCAACUAUCAGGUGGGUGGGCUCUGCUCAGACCCCACACAGGAGAGCCUAUCGCGGGGGGAGGAAGAGGAAACAUACCCACAGGACCAUGGAAGAUGAGGAGGACCUCCUGUCUCAGCUGUCAGACCCUGAGGACAGUCCAGAGGAUAGCCUGGAGGAUGCCGUUACACCCCAGACCUCACACACACGCAAACGGGGCCCAAUCCGCAGACGUCAGGGAGAGAGUGUUUACAACAUUGACAACAUCGUCAUCCCUAUGUCCCUGGCUGCCACUACCAAGGUGGAGAGACUUCAGUACAGAGAUAUUAUAACGCCCAGCUGGAGAGUGAUUGAUAACCCACCCCUGGAGGAGGGGAGGGGAGGAGGAGGAGGAAGAGGAGCUGCUCUGUGACGAGACAUUUUCUCAGAGGCACCUGGGGUGUGAGCAGAGAGAGAAACUCCGCUGGACCUCCUGGGACAAGACCAGACACUACAGACGCACCACCAGGUCUGGCAGUAGGAACGAUGGAGCAGGUGGUUCUGUAUGGGACUGUGCUGUCAGGGGUGACACCAGGGGUGGCACCAGAGGUGACAUGAGCACUCACGUGGACUGGAGCUGCAGUCAUCUGGACACGGACGCAGAUGGAGCCUUAGAGGAGUGGGUGCCCCGUUUCCCGUGGAAGAGCCGUGUGUUUCCGCUGUGUGAGGAUGAGGAGACGGCUCUGAGGUGUGAUGAAGAGGAGCAGGAGGAGC
This is a messenger RNA of Coregonus clupeaformis (lake whitefish), 2942 nucleotides long. Its product is annotated as KAT8 regulatory NSL complex subunit 1-like protein. NCBI's taxonomy places the organism in Eukaryota, Metazoa, Chordata, Actinopteri, Salmoniformes, Salmonidae. The transcript has 13 exons. Gene Ontology annotation, cellular component: NSL complex. Gene Ontology annotation, molecular function: histone acetyltransferase binding. The record is from RefSeq and is a predicted model, not a curated record. The coding region runs from base 304 to 2601 and encodes 765 amino acids.